Acipenser ruthenus (sterlet) is the source of this 7354-nucleotide messenger RNA. RefSeq names its product citrate synthase-lysine N-methyltransferase CSKMT, mitochondrial. The transcript has 2 exons. The record is from RefSeq and is a predicted model, not a curated record. Bases 151 to 876 code for a protein of 241 amino acids. Lineage: Eukaryota; Metazoa; Chordata; Actinopteri; Acipenseriformes; Acipenseridae.
AGUAUAAAUCUGUUGCGAUUUUUUAUUUGAAUUCAUGUUCUUUCAAGGCAGUUAAACAAUCCCUUCGUUUCCGAGCUCCGGAGUUAUCCGAGCAGACCCGAGCAGACCCGAGCCGCAGUGACCUGUUCGGCGUGUGACGGUGUCUCCAGCAUGGCUGCCUUACUACCGAGCAGAUUAACGCGGUUUAGAGCUGCAAGUCGCCUUUGUUUUCCUCACCUCUGCAGACAUCACUCCAGCCUCACUCAUGAGCUGAUUCACAACAUGGAUAAGAAGGAGACCUGGGACCGCUUCUACACAGAGAACCGAUCCCAAUCCUUCCGGCACUUCGACUGGUUCUUCAGCUACCGGGCCGUGUCUGGGUUCCUGCUGCCCUUCCUGAGUGCUGGAGGUUCCGGGGAUGCUUCUAGACUCGUCCAGGUUCUAGACCUGGGCUGCGGAACGUCAGAUAUCGGGCUGGGUCUGUUUCGAGACUCCCCGGUGCCGGUGCAGGUUCACUGUGCGGACAUCUCUCCCGUCGCCAUAGCGACCAUGCAGAGACAGGUGUCGGAAUGCCGGCUGGAGCCGCGGAAUUCCCGGUCGGAGCUGCGUUUCCUGGAGCUCGACUGCUCUGACCUCUCCGGGUUUGAUUCCCACUCUGUGGACCUGGUUCUGGAUAAAGGCACGACGGACGCUCUGCUGCGGUCCCGGGACGGAGGCGUGAGGGCUUCCCGACUGCUGUGCGAGGCUCUCCAGGUGCUGCGGCGCUCAGGCUCCUUCCUACAGUUUUCCGAUGAGGAUCCAGACGCUCGCAUUCCCUGGCUGGAGAGCGAGAGCGGCGGGGCGGGGCGGGCGAGUGUGAGUGUGCAGGGCCUGGGCACACACAGAGGGGUGUGUUAGCUACAUCCUCACACACAGAGGGGUGUGUUACUACAGCUACAUCCUCACACACAGAGGGGUGUGUUACUACAGCUACAUCCUCACACACAGAGGGGUGUGUUAGCUACAUCCUCACACACAGAGGGGUGUGUUACUACAGCUACAUCCUCACACACAGAGGGGUGUGUUACUACAGCUACAUCCUCACACACAGAGGGGUGUGUUACUACAGCUACAUCCUCACACACAGAGGGGUGUGUUACUACAGCUACAUCCUCACACACAGAGGGGUGUGUUAGCUACAUCCUCACACACAGAGGGGUGUGUUAGCUACAUCCUCACACACAGAGGGGUGUGUUACUACAGCUACAUCCUCACACACAGAGGGGUGUGUUAGCUACAUCCUCACACACAGAGGGGUGUGUUACUACAACUACAUCCUCACACACAGAGGGGUGUGUUAUCUACAUCCUCACACACAGAGGGGUGUGUUACUACAGCUACAUCCUCACACACAGAGGGGUGUGUUAGCUACAUCCUCACACACAGAGGGGUGUGUUAGCUACAUCCUCACACACAGAGGGGUGUGUUACUACAGCUACAUCCUCACACACAGAGGGGUGUGUUAGCUACAUCCUCACACACAGAGGGGUGUGUUACUACAGCUACAUCCUCACACACAGAGGGGUGUGUUAGCUACAUCCUCACACACAGAGGGGUGUGUUACUACAGCUACAUCCUCACACACAGAGGGGUGUGUUAGCUACAUCCUCACACACAGAGGGGUGUGUUAGCUACAGCUACAUCCUCACACACAGAGGGGUGUGUUACUACAGCUACAUCCUCACACACAGAGGGGUGUGUUACUACAGCUACAUCCUCACACACAGAGGGGUGUGUUACUACAGCUACAUCCUCACACACAGAGGGGUGUGUUACUACAGCUACAUCCUCACACACAGAGGGGUGUGUUAGCUACAUCCUCACACACAGAGGGGUGUGUUACUACAUCCUCACACACAGAGGGGUGUGUUAGCUACAUCCUCACACACAGAGGGGUGUGUUAGCUACAUCCUCACACACAGAGGGGUGUGUUAGCUACAUCCUCACACACAGAGGGGUGUGUUACUACAGCUACAUCCUCACACACAGAGGGGUGUGUUAGCUACAUCCUCACACACAGAGGGGUGUGUUAUCUACAUCCUCACACACAGAGGGGUGUGUUAGCUACAUCCUCACACACAGAGGGGUGUGUUACUACAGCUACAUCCUCACACACAGAGGGGUGUGUUACUACAGCUACAUCCUCACACACAGAGGGGUGUGUUAGCUACAUCCUCACACACAGAGGGGUGUGUUAGCUACAUCCUCACACACAGAGGGGUGUGUUAGCUACAUCCUCACACACAGAGGGGUGUGUUACUACAGCUACAUCCUCACACACAGAGGGGUGUGUUACUACAGCUACAUCCUCACACACAGAGGGGUGUGUUACUACAGCUACAUCCUCACACACAGAGGGGUGUGUUAGCUACAUCCUCACACACAGAGGGGUGUGUUACUACAGCUACAUCCUCACACACAGAGGGGUGUGUUAGCUACAUCCUCACACACAGAGGGGUGUGUUAUCUACAUCCUCACACACAGAGGGGUGUGUUAGCUACAUCCUCACACACAGAGGGGUGUGUUAGCUACAUCCUCACACACAGAGGGGUGUGUUAGCUACAUCCUCACACACAGAGGGGUGUGUUAUCUACAUCCUCACACACAGAGGGGGUGUGUUAGCUACAUCCUCACACACAGAGGGGUGUGUUAUCUACAUCCUCACACACAGAGGGGUGUGUUAGCUACAUCCUCACACACAGAGGGGUGUGUUACUACAGCUACAUCCUCACACACAGAGGGGUGUGUUAGCUACAUCCUCACACACAGAGGGGUGUGUUACUACAGCUACAUCCUCACACACAGAGGGGUGUGUUAGCUACAUCCUCACACACAGAGGGGUGUGUUAUCUACAUCCUCACACACAGAGGGGUGUGUUAGCUACAUCCUCACACACAGAGGGGUGUGUUAGCUACAUCCUCACACACAGAGGGGUGUGUUACUACAGCUACAUCCUCACACACAGAGGGGUGUGUUAGCUACAUCCUCACACACAGAGGGGUGUGUUAUCUACAUCCUCACACACAGAGGGGUGUGUUAGCUACAUCCUCACACACAGAGGGGUGUGUUAGCUACAUCCUCACACACAGAGGGGUGUGUUACUACAGCUACAUCCUCACACACAGAGGGGUGUGUUAGCUACAUCCUCACACACAGAGGGGUGUGUUACUACAGCUACAUCCUCACACACAGAGGGGUGUGUUACUACAGCUACAUCCUCACACACAGAGGGGUGUGUUAGCUACAUCCUCACACACAGAGGGGUGUGUUACUACAGCUACAUCCUCACACACAGAGGGGUGUGUUAGCUACAUCCUCACACACAGAGGGGUGUGUUACUACAGCUACAUCCUCACACACAGAGGGGUGUGUUAGCUACAUCCUCACACACAGAGGGGUGUGUUACUACAGCUACAUCCUCACACACAGAGGGGUGUGUUAGCUACAUCCUCACACACAGAGGGGUGUGUUAGCUACAUCCUCACACACAGAGGGGUGUGUUAGCUACAUCCUCACACACAGAGGGGUGUGUUACUACAGCUACAUCCUCACACACAGAGGGGUGUGUUACUACAGCUACAUCCUCACACACAGAGGGGUGUGUUAGCUACAUCCUCACACACAGAGGGGUGUGUUAGCUACAUCCUCACACACAGAGGGGUGUGUUAGCUACAUCCUCACACACAGAGGGGUGUGUUACUACAGCUACAUCCUCACACACAGAGGGGUGUGUUAGCUACAUCCUCACACACAGAGGGGUGUGUUACUACAGCUACAUCCUCACACACAGAGGGGUGUGUUAGCUACAUCCUCACACACAGAGGGGUGUGUUAGCUACAUCCUCACACACAGAGGGGUGUGUUAUCUACAUCCUCACACACAGAGGGGUGUGUUAGCUACAUCCUCACACACAGAGGGGUGUGUUACUACAGCUACAUCCUCACACACAGAGGGGUGUGUUAGCUACAUCCUCACACACAGAGGGGUGUGUUACUACAGCUACAUCCUCACACACAGAGGGGUGUGUUAGCUACAUCCUCACACACAGAGGGGUGUGUUACUACAGCUACAUCCUCACACACAGAGGGGUGUGUUAGCUACAUCCUCACACACAGAGGGGUGUGUUACUACAGCUACAUCCUCACACACAGAGGGGUGUGUUAGCUACAUCCUCACACACAGAGGGGUGUGUUACUACAGCUACAUCCUCACACACAGAGGGGUGUGUUAGCUACAUCCUCACACACAGAGGGGUGUGUUAUCUACAUCCUCACACACAGAGGGGUGUGUUAGCUACAUCCUCACACACAGAGGGGUGUGUUAGCUACAUCCUCACACACAGAGGGGUGUGUUACUACAGCUACAUCCUCACACACAGAGGGGUGUGUUAGCUACAUCCUCACACACAGAGGGGUGUGUUAGCUACAUCCUCACACACAGAGGGGUGUGUUAGCUACAUCCUCACACACAGAGGGGUGUGUUACUACAGCUACAUCCUCACACACAGAGGGGUGUGUUAGCUACAUCCUCACACACAGAGGGGUGUGUUAGCUACAUCCUCACACACAGAGGGGUGUGUUAGCUACAUCCUCACACACAGAGGGGUGUGUUAGCUACAUCCUCACACACAGAGGGGUGUGUUACUACAGCUACAUCCUCACACACAGAGGGGUGUGUUACUACAGCUACAUCCUCACACACAGAGGGGUGUGUUAGCUACAUCCUCACACACAGAGGGGUGUGUUACUACAGCUACAUCCUCACACACAGAGGGGUGUGUUACUACAUCCUCACACACAGAGGGGUGUGUUACUACAGCUACAUCCUCACACACAGAGGGGUGUGUUAUCUACAUCCUCACACACAGAGGGGUGUGUUAGCUACAUCCUCACACACAGAGGGGUGUGUUACUACAGCUACAUCCUCACACACAGAGGGGUGUGUUACUACAGCUACAUCCUCACACACAGAGGGGUGUGUUAGCUACAUCCUCACACACAGAGGGGUGUGUUAGCUACAUCCUCACACACAGAGGGGUGUGUUAGCUACAUCCUCACACACAGAGGGGUGUGUUACUACAGCUACAUCCUCACACAGAGGGGUGUGUUACUACAGCUACAUCCUCACACACAGAGGGGUGUGUUAGCUACAUCCUCACACACAGAGGGGUGUGUUAGCUACAUCCUCACACACAGAGGGGUGUGUUAGCUACAUCCUCACACACAGAGGGGUGUGUUACUACAGCUACAUCCUCACACACAGAGGGGUGUGUUAGCUACAUCCUCACACACAGAGGGGUGUGUUACUACAGCUACAUCCUCACACACAGAGGGGUGUGUUAGCUACAUCCUCACACACAGAGGGGUGUGUUACUACAGCUACAUCCUCACACACAGAGGGGUGUGUUAGCUACAUCCUCACACACAGAGGGGUGUGUUACUACAGCUACAUCCUCACACACAGAGGGGUGUGUUAGCUACAUCCUCACACACAGAGGGGUGUGUUAUCUACAUCCUCACACACAGAGGGGUGUGUUACUACAGCUACAUCCUCACACACAGAGGGGUGUGUUACUACAGCUACAUCCUCACACACAGAGGGGUGUGUUACUACAGCUACAUCCUCACACACAGAGGGGUGUGUUACUACAGCUACAUCCUCACACACAGAGGGGUGUGUUACUACAGCUACAUCCUCACACACAGAGGGGUGUGUUACUACAGCUACAUCCUCACACACAGAGGGGUGUGUUACUACAGCUACAUCCUCACACACAGAGGGGUGUGUUAGCUACAUCCUCACACACAGAGGGGUGUGUUACUACAGCUACAUCCUCACACACAGAGGGGUGUGUUACUACAGCUACAUCCUCACACACAGAGGGGUGUGUUAGCUACAUCCUCACACACAGAGGGGUGUGUUAGCUACAUCCUCACACACAGAGGGGUGUGUUAGCUACAUCCUCACACACAGAGGGGUGUGUUAGCUACAUCCUCACACACAGAGGGGUGUGUUACUACAGCUACAUCCUCACACACAGAGGGGUGUGUUACUACAGCUACAUCCUCACACACAGAGGGGUGUGUUACUACAGCUACAUCCUCACACACAGAGGGGUGUGUUAGCUACAUCCUCACACACAGAGGGGUGUGUUACUACAGCUACAUCCUCACACACAGAGGGGUGUGUUAGCUACAUCCUCACACACAGAGGGGUGUGUUACUACAGCUACAUCCUCACACACAGAGGGGUGUGUUAGCUACAUCCUCACACACAGAGGGGUGUGUUAUCUACAUCCUCACACACAGAGGGGUGUGUUAGCUACAUCCUCACACACAGAGGGGUGUGUUAGCUACAUCCUCACACACAGAGGGGUGUGUUACUACAGCUACAUCCUCACACACAGAGGGGUGUGUUACUACAGCUACAUCCUCACACACAGAGGGGUGUGUUACUACAGCUACAUCCUCACACACAGAGGGGUGUGUUACUACAGCUACAUCCUCACACACAGAGGGGUGUGUUACUACAGCUACAUCCUCACACACAGAGGGGUGUGUUAGCUACAUCCUCACACACAGAGGGGUGUGUUACUACAGCUACAUCCUCACACACAGAGGGGUGUGUUACAAUUCUGAUUAAAACAUCUCCCACGUUUGUGUUUUUAAUUUAAAAUGUAUUUUUAAUGCUUUAUGUUUAAUUUUUUUAAAGGUGAAAGUGAGCUGCAUUGUUCAAAGAUGUUUUUGUUUUCUGUGGUCAGAGUAGUCUGUAGAGAGACUGCGUUUCAGGCCGCUGCAGGGCGCACCAUUGCCUCAAACUAGGUCUCCCGCAGCUGAGGCUCCUUAGAGGAGGCAAGGGAGGCAGAGCCUCCUCAAGUUUUCAUUUUUUUUUAUAGUAUUAUAAUAUAAUUUUCAGUAAAAUACAAUUAUUGGCAAAAAUGUAAGGAAAAAAGUAUUUUAAACUAAACUCUUGAUUCAACUAAAAUCAGUGAGGGUUUUACAUGAGAAUAUUUAUGUGGUAACGAGAGUGAAUUCUUGGGUAUUGGGCUCUGAAGUGCUAAUAGGAUAUUUAUAGAGAUCCCCGGACUGUCGCAGUUCUGUACCUUCAUUGAACCGUCCCAGCUCCUGUGCUUCUCAGUGAGAGACACAAGAAACCUGCUCGCUGUACACUGUAGCUGGUCCAGUCAUUUCUGAUGAGAUUUCGCUUCGAUUGACCUGUUUAGAGUGUUGUAGCCUGUAAAGAACAGCAGAUUAUUUAAAUUAUUCCAUGAAUCACAAACAUUCCAGACACUUGCUGAGUAUAUUUUAUGCAAUUAAAAAAAAAAAAAAAAAAAAAA